Mytilus trossulus (common blue mussel) is the source of this 2060-nucleotide messenger RNA. RefSeq names its product proton-associated sugar transporter A-like. Gene Ontology annotation, molecular function: sucrose:proton symporter activity. Lineage: Eukaryota; Metazoa; Mollusca; Bivalvia; Mytilida; Mytilidae. The record is from RefSeq and is a predicted model, not a curated record. The transcript has 5 exons. Gene Ontology annotation, cellular component: membrane. Bases 21 to 2045 code for a protein of 674 amino acids.
GCAACACAGACGUUCACAGUAUGUCAAUUGGCCUUCUUACGUCAUCUAUACAAACAUUGAAAAGACUGCGUGAAAAUGCUGACAUCUAUAUUCAGACUGUUGGCGAAGGAAUCGAAUCGUUCACAAAGUUUGGAGAAGAUUCGUCGUGGAUACAUAAAAGAAAAAGUCGCAUGCAGCUUUUACGACUAAGUGCUGUCGUAUGUGGUAUAGAACUAUGUUACGCGGCAGAAACUGCUUUUGUAUCACCAAUCUUAUUGAAACUUGGUGUACCUGCUUCUUUAAUGACAUUGAUAUGGUGUGCUAGCCCAUUUCUAGGGUUCUUUCUUGUUCCAUUAUUCGGAUCAUUAAGUGAUAGGUGCAGAUUCCAGUUUGGACGUAGACGACCUUUUAUUUUAAUAUUAUCUGUAGGAAUUAUAUUUGGACUUCUGUUAGUUCCAAAUGGGGAAUAUUUUGGAUUAAAACUUGGUGACAAAGGUACUGCCUCUAUAAAGGAUUUCUUGCUGACAAACUGUUCAUUGCUUAACAAUACACUUGUGCUGAAUUCCAGUAAAGAAUGUGAAGAAGCAUUUGACUUUCAAAAUAGAAACAAUAAUAACACAUUUUCUAUUGGUGGCGCUAAUAAAUCUGAACAUACCUCUGGAUUUUUUCAUUUUAUAAAAAUACCAGAAAACCAUGUAUAUGGAAUCGUUUUAACUAUUAUAGGUGUUGCACUCCUAGAUUUCUGCUGUGAUGCAGCACAGUCGCCAUGUCGUUCAUACCUACUUGAUGUCUGUGUUCCGGAAGAUCACUCCGCGGGACUUACUUCCUUCACGAUUAUGGCGGGAUUUGGUGGUAGUGUUGGUUACAUAAUGGGUGGGAUAAAUUGGAAUGGGUCUGGGCAAUUAGAUGGUUUGGAGGCCCAUGUUCGUAUCGUAUUUGCAGUUGUACUAAUAUUUUUCGUUCUUUGUGUUGCUUUAACAAUCACCAGUUUUAAAGAAGUUCCUUUAAGUGAUAAAAAAGUCACAGUAGAAAAGUUACAGAAGAAAAGAAAGAGGAAAGGAAAAUCAAGGUAUCAAAAAUUUACCAACGAUUCUAGCGAUGACGAUUCUGAAGACGAGGCUAAAGGAAAAACAUUUGAUUAUAAGCCAACUUACGGAAGCUUUCCAAAGGAAAAUGGAAGAUUUGCAAAACAAAAUGGUAAUCACUUACCCUUCGACAAAUCUGAUCCUGUCAACAAAUCGGAACUUCAAGGUCUUCCUAGAAUCUUAGAAAAUGAUGAAGAAAUAGAGAAAGGCCAAGUCUUAGAGGCUGAAUUUGACCGAAUAGACGAAGAAAUGAGAAGACAAUCUAUUUUUAUAUCAACAGAAGUUAGUUUGAAAACGUAUCUGCUGUCAAUAGUUCGUAUGCCAAAAUCUUUGUUAAUAUUAUGCCUAACAAAUUUGUUUAGCUGGAUGUCAUUAGUCUGUUAUUCAUUGUUUUUCACUGAUUUUGUUGGACAAGCUGUCUAUGGAGGAGAUCCAAAGGCACCAGUUGGAAGCAGGGAACAUCAGCUAUACGACGAGGGAGUCCGGGUAGGAUCAUUCGGAAUGUCUUUGUACUCACUUGCUUGUGGAAUAUACUCAAUAUUUAUAGAAAAGCUUGUAGAGAUGUUUAAAGCAAAGAAAGUGUACAUUGUGGGUCAACUGGUAUAUACAUUUGGAAUGAUACUUAUGGCUUGUGCAAGGCAUCAUAUAGCCGUUAUCGUCCUGUCACCAACUGCUGGGAUUAUGUAUGCUACACUCUUUACGAUGCCGUACUUGAUAUUGGCAAACUAUCAUACAAAAACACAGUUUAAUGAAUCAACUGUCAAAGAUAAAGAAGGGCAGACAACUAUACAAGUACGAGGGCUGGGAACAGACGUCGCUGUCGUCAGUAGUAUGGUUUUUCUUGCACAGUUUAUCCUUUCUACAUUCCUAGGCUCCAUCAUUGAUCUUGUUGAUAGUACUGUUACUGUAGUCGUAGCGGCCGCCAUUUUGAGUUUUCUUGGUGCAAUUAGUGCAACUCAAGUUGUAUAUUUAGACUUAUAGAUAUGAAUAGUAAGU